Camellia sinensis is the source of this 936-nucleotide messenger RNA. Lineage: Eukaryota; Viridiplantae; Streptophyta; Magnoliopsida; Ericales; Theaceae. The record is from RefSeq and is a predicted model, not a curated record.
AUGAAUUUUGUAACAGUACCAUGUGUUGAAAACUCAGACAGAGACUUACAGGAAGUAAGGAAGAUGGAAGAAAGGCAUGGAAAUCUCCUCCUGGACCAUUAUUCUACAUCUGCUUUACCAGCUGAAAAAGACAAGGAAUUUUUUGAAGAUAAGCUAUCUUCCAGUGCAACAGCUCUUGAUAAUUUGCACAACCAAAUGAAGACGUCGUCUUUGAGAUUUGAGUCUUCAGAGGAAAUUGUUGGAAAUUGCAAAAGAGAGUUGAAAGAACACAGCAUUGAAAAAGAGGAGAGGGAGAAAUAUUUCAGAGAUGAACAGUGCAAAACUACCAAUGUCAUUGAGGAAAAAGAUGCUAUGAUCAAGCAUUUGGAAGCAACUGUAUUUGCUACCAGAUUGGAUAUGGAGAGCUUAAACUCAAAGAUGGAAGAGUUACAUGUUGGUUUGAAAUUUAAGGAGGACAACAUUCAAGUUUGAGAAUCUCAGAAGAGAUGUAGGAGAAAGAAAAGACUGAUCUAAAAUAUGUGUAAGUGACAUUGAAUGAAUUGGCAAAAAAAAAAUGUGGAUAUCCCUCACGAGGAUGGAGGACAAGGUGAGGAUGAGGGACACGAAGAAGAGUUGGGAAGAGAUGUAGAUGAUGAUGAUGAGGGAGACGAAGAAGAGUUGGGAACAGAAGAUGUUAAAGACGGAGAUGAAUUUUCUAAGGAGCCUUGACCUUGGCCUUUUCAUUGUUUUACUAUGCUUAGACUAAAUUGAUAGUUGAAUAUGUUAUGGGUUUUGUGGUUGUCCCAAUUUAUUUAUGAACACUUUUUGCUUACUUUUGGGAGUUUAGUAUGAUAUGUUUUGUGUAUAAAAAAAUUCUUAUGGUUGGUGUUUUGGUGAAUAUGACCUCACCAGGUUGUUUAUUGUUUGAAAUAUGGUAGUAUAUUGCCUUUUUCUUUA